AUGUUCGCUGCUCGUCAGGUCUUCGGCGCCGCCCAGCGGAGGGCUUUCUCCGUUUCCGCCAGGCAGAACUCCAAGGUCACCGUCCUUGGUGCUGCAGGCGGCAUUGGCCAGCCUCUGUCGCUGCUGCUCAAGCUCAACCCGCGCGUCUCUGAGCUUGCGCUGUACGACAUCCGCGGCGGUCCCGGUGUUGCUGCCGACGUCAGCCACAUCAACACCAAGAGCACCGUCAAGGGCUACGACCCUACUCCCUCUGGCCUCCGCGAGUGCCUCGAGGGUUCCGAGAUCGUCCUCAUCCCCGCUGGCGUCCCCCGCAAGCCUGGCAUGACCCGUGAUGACCUCUUCAACACCAACGCCUCCAUCGUCCGUGACCUUGCCAAGGCCACCGCUGACGCCGCCCCCAACGCCAACGUCCUGAUCAUCUCGAACCCGGUCAACUCCACCGUCCCCAUCACCGCCGAGGUUUUCAAGUCCAAGGGCGUCUACAACCCCAAGCGCCUCUUCGGUGUGACCACUCUUGACGUUGUCCGUGCCUCGCGCUUCAUCUCCCAGCUCAAGGGCUCCGACCCGGCCAACGAGAAGAUCACCGUCAUUGGCGGCCACUCGGGUGCUACCAUCGUUCCUCUGCUCUCCCAGGCUGGCCACAAGCUUGAGGGCCAGGAGCUCGACGACUACGUCAGGCGUGUCCAGUUCGGUGGUGACGAGGUUGUCCAGGCCAAGGGCGGUGCUGGUUCCGCCACCCUCUCCAUGGCCAUGGCCGGUGCCCGCUUCGCCGAGUCCCUGCUCCGUGCUGCCCAGGGCGAGAAGGGCGUCAUCGAGCCCACGUUCGUCGAGAGCCCGCUCUUCAAGGACCAGGGCUGCGAUUUCUUCGCCUCCAACGUCGAGCUCGGCCCCAGCGGUGUCGAGAAGAUUCUCCCCGUCGGUGAGGUUACCCCCUACGAGCAGAAGCUCAUCGAUGUCUGCGUCCAGGAUCUGGCCAAGAACAUCAAGAAGGGCGUCGACUUCGCCAAGCAGAACCCUUAA
Lasiodiplodia theobromae is the source of this 1020-nucleotide messenger RNA. Its product is annotated as Lactate/malate dehydrogenase. Lineage: Eukaryota; Fungi; Ascomycota; Dothideomycetes; Botryosphaeriales; Botryosphaeriaceae. The transcript is spliced from 6 exons. Gene Ontology annotation, biological process: tricarboxylic acid cycle; malate metabolic process. Gene Ontology annotation, cellular component: mitochondrion; cytoplasm. Gene Ontology annotation, molecular function: L-malate dehydrogenase (NAD+) activity. The record is from RefSeq and is a predicted model, not a curated record. Bases 1 to 1020 code for a protein of 339 amino acids.